Clarias gariepinus (North African catfish) is the source of this 4337-nucleotide messenger RNA. RefSeq names its product myosin IF (gene myo1f). Gene Ontology annotation, molecular function: actin filament binding; microfilament motor activity; ATP binding. The coding region runs from base 296 to 3574 and encodes 1092 amino acids. Gene Ontology annotation, biological process: actin filament organization; vesicle transport along actin filament. NCBI's taxonomy places the organism in Eukaryota, Metazoa, Chordata, Actinopteri, Siluriformes, Clariidae. The record is from RefSeq and is a predicted model, not a curated record. Gene Ontology annotation, cellular component: myosin complex; microvillus; actin cytoskeleton. The transcript has 28 exons.
GCGCAGCUAUUCGGCAGCCAGAGUGCUGCUCUGAUGUAUGACCUGUGGGAGGAUGAGGAAGUGUUGGUGUGUUGAUCGCUCGGCGGAGUUUGAAGUGCUCCAACGAAGCAGCCAGAGUUUGGUUUAAAGGGUAAAGAGUCUGAUAGUGAUGGAGAGGUGCUGACAGGGCACGCUGGUGGAUUUGUUCACGGGCCUGACGCGCACACACACACAUACACACACACACAAGGAUCUGGAUACGGAUACAUAGAGAUAAAGGUGUGUGCAGGUGCAGAGGAAGAAGAGGACUUGCACAAUGGCCAGCAAAUAUCACUGGCAGAGUCAGAAUGUCAAACAGAGCGGUGUGGACGACAUGGUGCUCCUCUCCAAGAUCACUGAGGACGCCAUUGUGGAGAACCUGAAGAAGAGAUACCUGGACGACUACAUCUUUACCUACAUCGGAUCUGUCUUGAUUUCAGUGAAUCCUUUUAAACAGAUGCCGUAUUUCACGGAUCGAGAGAUUGAGCUUUACCAAGGAGCUGCCCAGUAUGAAAACCCACCUCACAUCUACGCAUUAACAGACAACAUGUACAGGAACAUGAUGAUCGACAGUGAGAAUCAGUGUGUAAUCAUCAGUGGAGAGAGUGGCGCAGGAAAAACAGUGGCUGCUAAGUACAUCAUGGGCUACAUCUCCAAAGUGUCCGGUGGUGGAGCUAAAGUUCAGCAUGUAAAAGACAUUAUCCUACAGUCCAACCCUCUACUCGAGGCCUUCGGGAACGCUAAAACCGUCCGAAACAACAACUCCAGCCGCUUUGGAAAAUACUUCGAGAUCCAGUUCAGCCGAGGAGGAGAACCGGACGGAGGCAAAAUCUCCAACUUCCUGCUGGAGAAAUCCCGAGUCGUGAGCCAGAACGAGAACGAAAGGAACUUCCAUAUUUUCUACCAGUUGAUCGAAGGCUCUUCAGCACAGCAAAAGGAAGCUUUAGGGAUCAUGACUCCUGACUAUUACACCUACUUAAACCAGUCAGGAACCUACAAAGUGGACGGCACCAACGACAGCAGUGAUUUCCAGGAGACGAUGGAAGCCAUGCAGGUGAUCGGGAUCCCCGGAGAAAACCAGAUGCAGGUCCUGAAUAUAGUAGCUGGAAUCUUACACCUGGGCAACAUCAGCUUCAUCGAGGUGGGGAACUACGGGCAGGUGGAGAGCACAGACUUGCUGGCCUUCCCCGCCUACCUGCUGGGCAUCGAUCAGAACCGGCUGCAGGAGAAACUCACCAGCAGGAAGAUGGACUCCAAGUGGGGCGGCAAAUCCGAAUCCAUCGACGUGACCCUGAAUCAGGAGCAGGCGUGCUUCACACGUGACGCUCUCGCCAAGGCCCUGUUCGCUCGCGUUUUCGACUACCUGGUGGAGGCCAUAAACAAAGCCAUGCAGAAGCCCAUCGAAGAGUUUAGCGUGGGAGUUCUGGAUAUUUACGGAUUCGAGAUCUUUCAGAGGAAUGGGUUCGAGCAGUUCUGUAUAAACUUUGUGAAUGAGAAACUUCAGCAAAUCUUCAUCGAGCUGACCCUGAAGGCGGAGCAGGAAGAAUAUGUCCAGGAGGGGAUCAAGUGGAGUCCUAUUGAGUAUUUUAACAACAAAAUAGUGUGUGAUCUUAUUGAAAAUAAACUGAACCCGCCGGGUAUUAUGAGCAUCCUGGAUGACGUAUGUGCCACCCUGUCUGCCAAGGGAGAGGGGGCCGAUAGCACGCUACUGCAGAAGCUGCAGGCUGCCGUGGGCACGCACGAGCACUUUAACAACUGGAGCUCUGGCUUUGUUAUUCACCACUAUGCAGGCAAGGUAUCAUACGACGUCAACGGCUUCUGCGAGAGGAACAGAGAUGUGCUCUUUACAGACCUCAUUGCACUGAUGCAGAGCAGCGAACACAACUUCAUCCGCAGCCUGUUUCCUGAAAACCUCAACACUGACAAAAAAGGCAGACCGUCCACAGCGAGUACGAAAAUUAAAAGGCAGGCUAACGAGCUGGUGGAUACGCUGAUGAAAUGCACUCCGCACUAUAUCCGCUGCAUCAAACCCAACGAAACCAAGAGGCCCAAAGACUGGGAGGAGAGCCGGGCGAAGCAUCAGGUGGAGUAUUUGGGUUUGCGUGAAAACAUCAGGGUGCGCCGAGCUGGCUUCGCCUACCGCCGAAUUUUCAAGAAGUUUCUACAGAGGUACGCCAUCCUGACCCCAGAGACGUACCCUCAAUGGCGUGGGGGCGAACAGCAGGGCGUCCUGCAUCUGCUGCGCUCCGUGAACAUGGACAACGACCAAUACCAGUUGGGCCGCACUAAGAUCUUUGUCAAAAACCCAGAGUCGCUGUUUCUGCUGGAGGAGAUGCGAGAGAGGAAGUUCGACACGUUCGCCAGAACCAUUCAGAAAGCAUGGAGGAAGUACAUCGCCAGGAGGAAGUACGAGCAGAUGAGAGAAGAAGCUUCUGAUAUUCUUUAUAACUCGAAGGAGAGACGCAGGAAUAGCAUUAACAGGAACUUCGUCGGUGAUUACCUGGGCAUGGAGGAGAGGCCUGAACUGCGUCAGUUCUUGUCCAAGAGAGAGCGAGUCGACUUUGCUGACUCGGUGAACAAAUACGACCGCAGGUUUAAGUCAAUUAAAAGGGAUCUGAUCCUGACCCCUAAGGGCAUCUACCUGAUCGGACGCGAGAAAGUCAAGAAGGGUCCAGAGAAAGGCCAGAUCAAAGAAGUGCUGAAGAGAAAGCUAGAAAUCGGCUCCAUACGCUCGGUUUCACUGAGCACGAGGCAGGACGACUUCUUCAUCCUGCACGAGGCUCAGUACGACAGCCUGCUGGAGUCUUUAUUUAAAACGGAGUUUCUGAGCUUGCUGUGUAAGCGCUAUGAGGAGCAGACCAAGAACAAACUCACACUGUCCUUUAAUGACAGGCUGGAGUUUCGCGUGAAGAAGGAGGGAUGGGGAGGAGGAGGGAGCCGCAUGCUCAUGUUCUCCAGGGGACAGGGAGACGACUCACAGAUCAAACCCGCAGGAAAAACUCUCAAUAUCAGUAUAGGAGACGGACUACCCAAGACCGCAAAACCGACGAGAAAAAGCAUGCAACCCUCUCAAGGAGGCGGAAGACAAGCCCACAACAGAGGUUACCAGAAUGGGGCGGCGCAGUUCUCCCGUGGAAACCCCCGGCCGCAGGAACAGACCUACUCUCAACCGGAUAAGUGGAACCGGCCGCCCAACGCCGCCCUCCCAAAGCUGGGCUCUCAAAAAAACAAGCGAGGAUCAGCAGUCCCACACACACAGCCUUCUAACCUGGACUUCCUCAAUGUACCUGAUCAGGGCGUCUCGGGAAUGCAGCGUAAGAGGAGCAUUAGCCAGCGUCCUCCUCCGGCCCCCAGCAGCCGCCCCAAAGCUGCGGCGCGACCGCAGGGUCCUCGAUGCCGUGCGCUGUAUCAGUACAACGGUCAGGACGUGGAUGAGCUCAGCUUUGAUGUCGGUGAAGUUAUAGACCUCGUUAAUGAAGAUGCGUCUGGCUGGUGGACUGGAAGGUUACGCGGGAAAGAGGGUUUAUUCCCCGGGAAUUACGUGGAGAAAAUCUGAGGCGGUCAAAACCUUUGGCACCUAACAACCUGCCUUUGACCUCUGACCCCUCUUUGUUCAUUCAGCCUCUGAACCUGUCAAGACUUGGGAAUGACGAGGUGAAUGCCUCGGGGAUACAAUCAUUAAGCAUGAUGAAUACAGAGGAUUCACUGGUGCUGAAUUGGAACAUACAUAGACAAUCUGGGUCAGCUCUGGCAGGAACUGGAUUAGACGUAAUCUGUGGACAAAAAUUAUGUUUUAAACAUUUUUUUUAAAAGACAAAGGUUUCCACAAGUGCAAAGGUAUAAUGAAAUUAUGAAUUCUUGAAAAAGUUCUUGUAGUUUUGUGUUUAUCUAAGUAAAGGGGGAGAGUCUGCACUGCUGCUGCACAAACACACGAGCUGGGGGAAUGUCUUGAGCAUACACACACCAACACACACACACACACACAAACAUAAAAGCAGGAAUCCAGUCCCUAUGGGGCAUUUGCUAUUUUUAUAACAGUGUUUAAGUUUGAUGCAUGUUUUUUUUUCCCUGCAUUAAUGCUUCUCCAAGUUUUGAAAAAGAACUAAAUCUCCAGUACUAAUAUUUAAGUAUUACCUUUAAAAAAAUAUCGCUCACUGUAAAUGUCUGUGAUCAUGUUCAACAAUAUUCACCCUGUGUGUUUAACAGAAUGUUUAUCUCAGAGUUUUUUUUACAGCAACAAAAAAAAUUGUAAAUGAUUUUUUUUCCAAAAAUAUGUGAAUAAAUUGAUUUAUUUUCCCCAAAUCUACUCGAUUUAAUUC